Cutaneotrichosporon oleaginosum is the source of this 3076-nucleotide messenger RNA. RefSeq lists its product as uncharacterized. NCBI's taxonomy places the organism in Eukaryota, Fungi, Basidiomycota, Tremellomycetes, Trichosporonales, Trichosporonaceae. The record is from RefSeq and is a predicted model, not a curated record. Gene Ontology annotation, cellular component: nucleus. Gene Ontology annotation, molecular function: transcription cis-regulatory region binding; zinc ion binding; DNA-binding transcription factor activity, RNA polymerase II-specific. Gene Ontology annotation, biological process: DNA-templated transcription; regulation of DNA-templated transcription.
UCAAUAUCCCGCACAAUCCCGUCAGUUCCCUUCAGCCCGUUCUCCUCUUGUUGCCCCUCCGCCUCGACUUCCCUCUUCUCCAUCUCCUCUCUCCUCUCUCCCUCCCAUCGACCAACCCUCGACAACUCAGCACGCACGCCGCCACCGCCGCGCAACGCCAUCGGCUCCUCUGAACAACAAUAGACCAUGAAGAGGUCAUGGAACAGUAGUCAAGCUCAACAGUUGUUCACAACGCUCCAGCAACACCAGCGAAAGGUCGCUGCCUCUAACACUAACUCCAACUCCAAUAACUCGGACUCAUCGUGGCUCAACAUGUCGAAUCACCCGUACGCCUCGGCAUAUUCCAACCUUCCCUCUACCUCCCUCCUUAUGGGCCAGGGCCCACAAUCCAACCCCGGCGGCGGGAGCCAGACAGACUCGAAGCGCCCCCGAAGUAACAAAGACGAAGAUGAUGACGACGACGAGGAUGAAAGCGACGAGAGCGACGACGAUGCCGCGGCCAAGCUUGCGGCGCAGGCGGCCAAGCCAAAUCGCAAGAUCGUCAAAGGACCUGACGGCAAACCCAAGGUCAAACUCACUCGGGGCUCGCGCGCUUGCAUAGCCUGUCGCAAGAUCAAGAUGCGAUGCAUCCCCGACGAAUCGAGCGGUCCCAAUGGGCCGUGCAAGCGUUGCAAGUCAGGUGGUCAUGAGUGUAUCUUUGAAGAAUCCAACCGCGGCAAGCGCAGCACACGCAAGAACGAGGCGCUGGCUGCCAAGAUUAACAAAAUGGAGACGGCGCUCAAGGGCAUUGGCGGGGCACUCAGCAGCCUGGAUGCAACGGCGCUCAACUCGUUCUCCCAGGCGCUGCAUGCCUCCACAAACGACCCCGAGGUCAUCUCGCUCAUUUCCUCUCAUGCCUCGCAAGCCGGGCCAACCUUGGCGUCCAGCCGCAGCUUCACGUACGGGCACGAGGGCGAGCGACGCGGCACAGAUGAGGCGACCACGGGCAGCCAUCUUCCUCCACUUUCCCCGCGGCUUCACUCGCUCCCAGACAACGUUCUCUCUCCACUCGGUUUAUUGGCCGAGGCCAGUCUUCAGAACACUGACCCAGCCAAGAAGCACGCGACCUUCUCCCGCAAUGGUAACGCCCCAAUGCGCCCGUCUCCGUUGACCCUGGGUGUGUCGGCCAAACUAGGACAAAAUGGCUCCAACCAGCGCCUAACGACGAGCGAUGUCCGCGGGCAUGGACCCGAGGUAGGCGUUGCGGCGACAAACUAUUUCAAACCCGGCAACCUGUCCGUGCACCCCGGUGGCGACGAGCGACUUCCCGAGCUGCUCAACCUCAUCACGCGCGAGGAGAUUGACGAGCUCUUUGAGAUAUUCUUCGACCACAUGUCAUUACAUGUCCCUCUACUAUAUCGCGACUUCCACACGCCGGACCUGGUCUUGCAACGCAGCCAGUUCCUCUGCACUGUAAUCUGCGCCAUCGCGGCUCGGUAUUACACUAAACGUGACGUGCACCACAACUUGUCUAUCUACGCAAAGCGGCUCGCGUUUGAGGUCCCAUCGCGCGGUUACAAGAGCGUUGAGGUGUGCCAGGCGUACCUGCUUCUGUCAAUGUGGACCCUUGGACCGGAGAAGACGUUCGAGCAGGACCGGACGUGGUUGAUGCUGGGCAUGGCAAUUCGCAUGGCCACAGACUUGAACUUGCACCGAAAGUCGAUCAUGUCGGGUUUGGAUACGAAGGAGGGCCGGGAGCGAGACCUGGAGAUUGUUAACCGCGAGCGCUGCUGGCUGAUGUGCUUCGUGCUCGAUCGGUCCGUUUCCGCGCAAAUGGGCAAGCCUUACACCUUGCGCGAGGACUACAUCAUCCGCGGCGCCUGUGAGAAGGCGUGGCACCAGCAGCGAUUCGCUCUGCCAUCCGACCACGCACUGGCUGCGUAUGUUGUGCUGCAGCAAAUCAUGAGCCGUGCUAUUGACACGAUUUACUCCUCCACGACGACGAUUUCGGGACUACGCGAUGACUGUGACUACAUGCUCGUCGUACGCUCAGCGCAUGAGGAACUGAGGCGAUGGCUGUCCGAGUGGAACCGUGGUCCACAACCCGACGGGCAUAUCGAGUACGACUCACGCGCGCAGUUCUACUACGCGUACUCGUCGCUCGUGCUCUAUUCGUUCGGGCUGGAGAACGCACUGGAACGUUCAAAGAUGGAUAUCUCGUUCUUCCUUACGAACGUGUACGAGGCUGCGUCGCGGGUGUGCACCGUUGUCAAGAACCACUUCCUCGAGCGCGGCUACCUACCCUACCUUCCAGACACCAAUUUUGUCAUGUGCAGUUAUGCGCUGCUGUCGCUUCUCAAGCUCCUCAAGCCAGAGCUACGAAACUACCACGACUCGGAGGAGGCUAUCUUCAAGCUCGUGACGGAGGUGGCCGACAUUUUGGAAAAUUGCGCGGUCGACUCAUCGCACCAGCCAGCGAUCUACUCGGCGUUCAUCCGCGAGAUUGUCCGCAAAACGCGGGAGAAUCGCCGCGGACCCAGUGCUCAUCCUUCGCGCGCAGUGAGCCGCGCCGGCUCGCCGGCGCCGAACGGCAACGCCGAGAGCGGGCAGAUGUUUGACCCGGCGCUGCUGAACGAGGUGACAUGGCCACAUGGCGACGUCCUUGGUGGCGAGACGCAGUUCGCCUACAUUCCGCAGGGUGGGGAUAUGAUGAUCUUGCCCUCGCAGGCAGGACCAAGCGAGAGUGUUCAAAAUUCGCCGAGCGCUACGUUCGGCGGCAAUUACCCGUCCCAGAGCACGCCGCAGGCGAGCAACGGCUGGGCCGAGUACCUUCCGACAUUCAUGAGUGCGGACGCGUUUGACGGAUGGGAUGGAAGCAUGCUGCUUCCAGGUUUCGGGAGAGGGCAGAUGACGCUGGCCGGCGGGCUGGUGCACUCGCAGUUUGGGAGCGGUAUCAUUACGCCACUGGGUCGGAGUCCUGCGGCGUCACGAGCUGCUUCUCGUGCCGUCAGCCGCGCCCAGUCGCCCGUAAGCAAGUGAGACCUGAUGUGUACAAUAACACUUGUAUGACUACGGCGGUGCAUCUCUACAGCUUCUA